AUGAUUAGUGCUACGUCCUUUCUAAACCACACCGGCCCCCGUCCGCCGCGUUAUCGGACUCCCUCGCCUCCGCGACGCGCCGUCGAACCUAUCUCACCUUGCUCGACUAUCGACGCUCGUGCCUCCUGGGUCGAUCGCAGUUUUUCCAGACCUACAACCGCCGAUCAUAGCCAUUUCUCUUCCACUAUUGGGAAAUUCUCAGCUCCAGAUGCUCCCGCUCCUCCCAGGUCCGGCCAUGGUCGGUCCAGCUCGACCAUCGACACUCUCGCGACCAUCGCACUAGCCACCAGUCCGACUUUUGCUCCUCUCUCCUACCGACCCCCCUCUCAGAAUUCUACCUCCCCGGUAUCGCUUUUUCCUUCCGAAUCUACAGAACUCCUCGAACGCCCUACAAAGCGACCGCGAUCAGAGGAAAAAGAUUAUCAUCAUCAGGCCUCCUCUUCCUCCUCGUCCUACUUGCAGCCCCGGUCGGGUCCCGCGCCGCCUGCGAAUUCCUCAUCAAAUUUCGACAGCAUGAAAACUGACGCAGAACUCCUGCUAAAUUUUGCGAGACCCACGAAUUUCACCCCUCCCAUACAUUCCACCAAGCGAAUAAGCGUGGAUGAAUCUUAUCAUCACCAUGCGUUCCAUCCUCAGAGUCAAGCGAGAGCUGGGGUUGGAGGCUCAUACUGGAGCUCGAAUGAUGAAAACAUGGCUAGCAAUGAUCUCGGAGGUACGACAUUCCCUUCUUCACGCAUGAGAUCCCAAUCCGAUGGUUCUGCUGCUAUCUCACGACCCGUGAUUCCUGGCAUGCGACCCAACACAAGCUCCUCGACCCUCCAACCUAUAAUCUGGCAGGAAGAGGAGGAUGGCGGAGAGCAUCACUGGGAUGCUGUACCAAAUGCAGUCGUCAAAAGUGCGCAGGCUGGCCUUCGCGACGCGGGCGAAACAACGCAUCUCGGCCCGAGAAGGCAGUCGCCCAAGGUGGAAGACGAUACUGAGUCCGAUGACUCGAGUCAGGCAAAUUGUGCAGCUUGUAACCUCAUUCGAAUACCAAUGGAGACCGAAGAUCAACAAGGCGAUGUCACUUGGAUCAGCUGUGACGGCUGCAAGCGCUGGUUCCAUAUUGUAUGCGCUGGGUUCAAAAACGACCGCGAGAUUCGGACCGUCGACAAGUUCAUCUGCCGGACCUGCCGUCCUAUCCACGGCCAGACCACCUUUGUCCGCAAAUCUUCUCGCGCUCGCACUUCUAUCGACUAUGCGGGCCUUAACCAAGGCCUUGUCAAGGCCGCUACUGAUUCUCUAGAGCAUCACUACAUCGAGCCAAUUCGACAAAAUAGGAUCCGCUUCCUCCCCGAGAGUUUCCCUCGGAUGCGCCCCGAAUUGGUCUCCGCGGAAUACUUCGAGCGCGGCAAUGGUAUGACCGAGCCCAUUGUCAUCCCGGCCGAACUGAAUACCUGCGACUCCGUCCUAAUCCCUAGCCCCGACUUCGACGCUCUCGUUCAGGACGCUAGUUCUCAAGAGAUGUUUGAUGAACUUCUAGAGCAUCUGCCUCAGGAAGGUGAGGACUUUGACACGGUCAUCGAUUGCGGCCAAGACCAGCUGGACAUGGUCAUCCCACAAGGGUUGACCGUUAGGACGGUUUCUGAGCUUUACGGCCCAGAAGACCGGGUGGAAGUGAUCGAUGUCAAAUCUCAACAGGGAGAAGAUAAAAGGUGGACCAUGCAGAAGUGGGCAGACUACUACGAGAACCCCGGUGCCAAGAUCGUCCGCAACGUCAUCAGCCUUGAAGUGUCCCAAAGUAAACUGGGUAAACUGAUCCGCCGGCCAAGGAUUGUACGUGAUCUGGAUUUGCAGGAUUCCGUUUGGCCCGAGGAACUCAAGGCAGUGGGGGAAUACCCCAAAGUCCAAUUCUACUGCCUGAUGUCUGUGGCUGACUGUUACACCGACUUCCACAUCGAUUUCGGAGGAUCCUCUGUGUUUUACCACAUCAUCAAGGGCAAAAAGACCUUCUUUUUCAUCCCCCCGAAGGACAAGCACCUGAGGAAGUAUGAGGAAUGGUGCAACUCGCCUGCCCAGGAUUCCACCUUUCUUGGAGAUCAGACCAAGGAGUGUUAUCGCGUUGACCUUUCCGAAGGCGAUACCAUGCUAAUUCCAUCCGGCUGGAUACACGCCGUGUGGACCCCUGAAAACAGCCUGGUGAUUGGAGGUAACUUCCUGACAAGACUCAACUACGGGAUGCAAAUCAAGAUCGCCAAGAUUGAAAAAGACACCAAGGUCCCAAGGAAAUUCAGAUACCCUUUCUUCCAAAAGAUCCAAUGGUACACUGCAUUGAAGUAUCUAGAGGAAGACCCAAUCCCCCAAAGCGUCCUGGACUCGUUUGCCCAUGACGAAAACUACCGCUUUCAUCGAGAGUAUCCCAUCUACUACGAAUUCGGAGAACGAGCCACCGCGGAACCUCCGGGGUCGCCCUACCAUAACUCGCGCUUCUACUCCCAAGGUGAGUUAGAAGGGCUUCCAGACCUCGCGAAAUAUCUACUUCAGACCGCCUUGAUCGCAGGUUGUUACCUCGUUGAAGGUGUGACCGUGGAUGCCAGAAAUGCCAUCAAAAAGUCUAUCCCCAAGAUGUCAGGCGAUCCGAUUGAUACGAUCAGGAAAUUUGGAGUCUGGCUUGCGUGGAAGCGUGGCAAUGAAAAGGCCCCUCAAUGGACUCGCCCCGGUGUUGUUGAAAGCAAUGCGAAAAACAGCCUCGCCGAGAAGAAACCGGCGGGAAGGCCCAGUCGCCGCUCGGAGCGCAACGUUGAUAACCAGCGAAUGUAUGCCGAGAGGCAGGCUGUUCAGCGCCUACCAGAGCGGUCUGUUGAUACCACUCAAAGGGAUUCAGCUAGCAACGGGGUCGGGGCGGUGCUUCCGCCGAGCAUUCCUCCCGCCGUAUCGUCUAGCUCGAGUUCAGCCUCCGUCGUGAAAGAGGAGCCUCCUUCUAAACCUCGCGCUGCUACGCGGGGAUCCGGACUCGGCCCUAAGCGCGUUGCAUGCGACGCCUGCCGCAAACGAAGGAUCCGCUGUCAUCAUAAAGAAGAGAACAACGAUGGAGGGUCGAGCAAACAGAUGGCCCCUGGUUCUUUCGGCCUAGGAACUCUCACCCCUACCGCGCACGAUGCGGUGUCUGCUCUAAACUCGCUGGCCGCAAUCGCAUCUGGUGCUGGUCUUCAAACGGGCAAUAACAACGCCCACCCACGGGUGGAUCGGGUAGAUGUCUCUCCAAAGUACACUGCUAUUGGUACCCCUCAUGGAGCGUCUAGCAGAGCAAAUGAUGCCAGUCCCGAUGGCAUGAACCCGGGCAAGAAAGGACGAAGCAAGGCCUGUGACGACUGUCGGAAAAGCAAGCGGCGGUGCAUUCACGAUGAGUACGGUAGGAUCGACCCGGUGAAGGCUCAAGAACGGGCAAAACCGCGAGCAGCUACGAGCUCUGCGAAACGACCACGCGCCAACGACGAAGGUGCUGGCUCUGUUGCAAAUAAACGGUUGAAACAGGAAAGCACCUCGCCCGUGGCAAGGCCAGCGCAUCUCAGCUCUCGGGAAGUGGAACAACCCUCUCCCAUCCACACUGCCGUUGACCAUAGUCCACUUGGAAAGACAACAACACGACCGAAUAAACCGACCUCACCACAUGCGGAAAUGGUCCAAGUGGAGAAAGAAGAAGCUCCCUCGGGCCAAAAUUCGUAUGCCUCCCCACCAGCUUUUCAGGCGGAUACGGUUGUCACUGAGGAAGUAAACGCGGCUUCUGUGUCCAAGCCAGUUGCCACACUCGUGUCGCCACCGACCUCUCUAGCAGACGAGAUGGAUAUGCAUGAUCAUGCUGACGCUGAAGGAGGAGGAGGAGGCCAUGCCAUCCACACGCCAACCACGGGAUCCCGUCAUUCCUCUCGUCAGCCGCGUCACGUUGAAAGGUAUAUGCCGGAUGUCCAUUUUGUCAAAUCGGCGAAGCCUACGACACACUCACAGAUUACACGCCGUUCAUCCUUCAAUGGCACAAGUGGUGUGCAGAAGAACCCCCCGGGCCAGUCAUCCGCCCCAAAGAAGUCCGCAUCUCGACCGUCCUCGUCCCACGGAAAGAAGAGCUUCUCUCCUUCGGUAGAAAAGAAAUCCGACCGGCACGCUAUUUCUUCGACGUCCCCUAGUCAGCAUGGCAAAGCUCCCAAAUCAGAUCACGCAAGCGUGGCUGAAAACGACCCGGAUGCUGAAAGCUUACGCCUGAUUCGUGAACUUCAAGAGCAGGAAUUUGGCUUGCGAAGGAGAGCAGGACGAGUAUGA
Molecule: messenger RNA, 4293 nt
Organism: Aspergillus ochraceoroseus IBT 24754
Lineage: Eukaryota; Fungi; Ascomycota; Eurotiomycetes; Eurotiales; Aspergillaceae
Gene: jhd1
Product: [Histone H3]-lysine-36 demethylase
Exons: 2
Coding region: 1-4293 (1430 amino acids)
Biological process (GO): regulation of transcription by RNA polymerase II; protein demethylation
Molecular function (GO): zinc ion binding; transcription coregulator activity; histone demethylase activity
Source: RefSeq, a predicted model, not a curated record